UGCGCAGAAUUGUCGAUGCCAACCUGGUUCCAGGAACGGCGACACACCGAGAUGAUAAUGGGUCUGAAGGAGGAGAUGCCGGAUAGGCACCUCUGGUAUGACUUUUUUUGCCCUCAUACUUUUGUUAAACUGCCUCUCCGUAUCGCUUUUUUUCUAUUUCAUCUGUUCCUUUGUGUUCCACUGCACUGUUUUAGGCGUAAUAUAUCAAAGGAACGAAUGAAGACGGUCUCGGUGGCCCUCGUUCUAUGUCUUAACAUUGGCGUUGAUCCGCCGGAUGUGCAACGACCGAAUCCAUGUGCCCGCACCGAGUGCUGGGUUGACCCGGUUGGUUUGAAUCCACAAAAAGCAAUGGCGAAAAUUUCGCUGGCCCUGCAAAAAGGUUACGAACGAUGGCAGCCAAGAGCAAGAUAUAAAGCGGCCAGUGACCCAACAAUAGAAGAUGUCCGACGAUUAUGCCAAAGUUUGCGACGUAACGCUAAGGACGAUCGCAUCUUGUUCCAUUAUAACGGCCACGGCGUACCGAAGCCUACUGCAAGUGGCGAAAUAUGGGUGUUCAACAAAAACUACACACAAGUAUCUUAUGUGUUUUUUGCAUCUAUGCAAUGCAGAAAUGCGUACUGUACAGAGGUUGCCUGUAUGUGCCCGUUUGUUUGCAUGUAUCUGUCCGCGUAUAUUUGAAC
Gongylonema pulchrum is the source of this 680-nucleotide messenger RNA. The record is from the annotation of a GenBank genome assembly. NCBI's taxonomy places the organism in Eukaryota, Metazoa, Nematoda, Chromadorea, Rhabditida, Gongylonematidae.